Trichomonas vaginalis G3 is the source of this 342-nucleotide messenger RNA. RefSeq lists its product as uncharacterized. NCBI's taxonomy places the organism in Eukaryota, Parabasalia, Trichomonadida, Trichomonadidae. Bases 1 to 342 code for a protein of 113 amino acids. The record is from RefSeq and is a predicted model, not a curated record. The transcript has a single exon.
AUGGAGACCACUUUUGCAACAACAGGAGCAGAUAUUAAAGAGUUUUUACGCGAGAAUCAAAUUGACACCAGAGAUCUCCUAUUGGCUUCACAGACAGGCAUCAUUGAUGACUCUAUGUUUAUUAACAGAAUCGGUCUUCGUAACAACUGUGCUUUAGUUGUUGUUCCAAAGACUAACAAGAAGAAAGGAAUCCCACCGAUGAGAUCGUUAUGUGCUAUGCCAAGCCUUAGACCAUCACAGUUCCCUAAUUCUGUUACUAUAGAGCCAGAGACAAAGAUUAGAGCGAGUUCUUCAAUUCGCUCUGUUUUCCCCAAGUUCAAUAGACAUUCACUCCCAUUUUAG